Molecule: messenger RNA, 1628 nt
Organism: Mucor mucedo
Lineage: Eukaryota; Fungi; Mucoromycota; Mucoromycetes; Mucorales; Mucoraceae
Exons: 6
Coding region: 83-1573 (496 amino acids)
Biological process (GO): magnesium ion transmembrane transport; intracellular magnesium ion homeostasis
Cellular component (GO): membrane
Molecular function (GO): magnesium ion transmembrane transporter activity
Source: RefSeq, a predicted model, not a curated record
CCUUUUUUUAAUAUUGUUUUGUUCUUUUUUAAAUGACAUAUUCAUUUAACUUUUAACCAAAACAAUAUUUUGAAAUAGACAGAUGGAGGAUGAAACCUACCAUGUAAGACCAUUUAUGGCAGCUUCAAGCGAUUAUGCUAUUGAAAUGGAACCUGAAUCACCUCGUCAUUCAACUGAUAUACCACAAAGGAAAAAUUCGACACAAGUCGACGUCUGUUAUCCUUAUGAACCUCAGCUCCUUGAUCAGCAUUCGACGAUCGAAACAGACGUUUUAAAUGCCUAUCUUGAAAAAGACGAUGAGAUUGUAGAUCCCGAGUUCAAAACAGAACGUCAAAUGUCGGCUAAAUUAGACGACUUGUUGGAAAAUAAUAACGAAAGGGCUUCCAUGUCUAGAAGAUAUAGUCUUUAUGGAGAAAUUAUCAAAGACCCAUCCGAAGUAAAUAAGAACAUUGAUCGGUACACUUUUUAUUCCGCCGAGCUUGGAUCAUUGAAGACUCGUUCGUUUAAAGAAUUGCUUGAAACCAGUUCUCCAGAUCAAGAGUUUAAAACCGUAGCUGAUUUAUUAGUAGAGACGACAAGUUGGUGGAUAGAUGUACUAGCCCCUACAAAUGAUGAGAUGCGUGCCAUCAGUAAGAUUUUUCGAAUUCAUCCUCUCACAACUGAAGAUAUUCAAGCCCAAGAAUCAAGAGAGAAAUGUGAAAUCUUUCAAAACUACAUGUUUAUUAGUUUCCGUAGUUUCAAUCAUGAUUAUAAUAGCCAAGACUACUUGGAUGCGGUCAGUUUUUAUAUCGUCAUUUUUAAAGACGGUGUCCUCACAUUCCGUUUCCAAGAUUUACCACAUCCUCAUAAUGUGCGUCGCCGUAUCCAUCAACUGAAAGAUUUCAUCAAAGUUACACCCGAAUGGAUUAAUUACGCUCUUAUCGAUAACAUCACGGAUAGCUUUGCCCCUUUGAUUCAACACACUGAAUUAGAAGUAGAUUCUAUCGAUGAUCUUGUCCUUGUAUUGAACGGAUCUGAGCAAAAUGAUAUGUUGCGCAGAAUUGGUAGUUGUAGAAAAACCGUUAUGCAAUUACUGCGAUUGUUAAGUCCCAAAGCAGAUGUUGUGAGGAGUUUAAUUAAGCGUUACGAAGACAAAGCAAAAGAGAAUAUGUAUAACACAAGGUUAAGAGAAUCACAAUCAACAAAUACUGAUGUAUAUCCAGAGCAAGAUGAAAACAAAGUUCAUCAUGAAGUUACCCUAUAUCUUGGUGAUAUCCAAGAUCAUAUUCUUACUAUGUUGCAAAAUGUAAACCAUUACGAUCUUAUCCUUGGUCGUGCCCAUAGAAACUAUUUAGGCCAGAUUUCCAUUGAAUUAUCUCAAGCGGGUAACACCACUAAUGGGGUUAUUAACCGAUUGACUUUCUUUGCUACUAUUGUUGUACCUCUGAAUCUAGUGGGUAGUUUAUUUGGUAUGAACGUUAGUGUGCCAGGCCAAAGUGAAAAUGAUUUAGUCUGGUUUUUUUGGAUCGUCCUUGGUAUGGUUUUAUAUGUUGUUUUUAUGGUUGCAGUUGGAAAAAGAACAGGAUUUUUGUAAUAUAUUGUGUAUUUAAUAUCAUAUUUUGUACAAUUAAAGUAGUAUUUUUUUUUUU